UCUAUAGAAACGUCGGUAAACCCGUCUAAAGUCUAGAGUCCCGUCUUUCGUCGCAUUACGCAUUUGUCUCAUCUGCCUGCAAUACCAAGGUUAACCAGGUCUCGCGUUUUGACAGAUCGAAAGAUAUACCACGUGAGAAUUGGUUCAUCGAAAAUUGUAAUUCUAAUUCGCAAAAAUGAAUAGACUUUUCGGACGUGGCAAGCCCAAAGAACCACCACCAAAUAUUACGGACUGUAUUGCAGGGGUUGACAGUAGAGCGGAUUCUGCAGAGAAAAAGAUAGCCAGAUUAGAUGCAGAGCUGAAAAAAUAUAAAGACCAGAUGGUCAAAAUGAGAGACGGGCCGGCUAAGAACGCGGUGAAGGCUAAAGCGUUACGUGUAUUGAAACAGCGGAAAAUGUACGAAGCCCAAGUGGAUAAUUUGCGCCAACAGGCAUUCAAUAUGGAGCAAGCCAACUACGCCACUCAAACGUUGAAAGAUACCCAGGCAACUGUAGUUGCUAUGAAAGAAGGUGUCAAACAAAUGCAAAAGGAAUUUAAACAUAUUAACAUUGAUCAAAUUGAAGAUUUACAGGAUGAUUUGGCAGAUAUGUUAGAACAAGCUGAUGAAGUUCAAGAAGCAAUGGGUCGUAGCUAUGGAAUGCCAGAAAUUGAUGAUGAUGAGCUUGCAGCAGAACUGGAAGCUCUUGGUGAUGACCUUGCUUUGGAUGAAGAUACUAGCUUCUUAGAUGAUGCUAUUAAAGCACCUAGUGCUCCAGAUAAAGAACCUGGAGCAGCUUCAAUUAAAAACAAGGAUGGUGUUCCAGUGGACGAAUUUGGCUUGCCACAAAUACCUGCUAGCUAAAAGCACAAAAAAUUUAUAGAUAAGAUAAUGUAAGUUUGAGAAUAUAUAUUUGCAUACACGCCCAAAGACACAAUUCUUUAACAACACAAGAUACGAGACGUGAAGCUUUUCUAAUAAAUAUUCCUGUUGCGAUAUAGAUAAUAUUUUAAAGCUUUGUUCGCAAAUUUACAUUGAAGAAGUUUGAUUCCAUAUUAAUUUUUGUUAUUAUUUUUAGUCUUAUUUUUAUUAAAUUAAUAUUAUGUUGUGUAUAUAUAGAUAUAAAAAACAAAUAGAUAUUGAUAAUAAAUACCAAAA
Molecule: messenger RNA, 1135 nt
Organism: Cataglyphis hispanica
Lineage: Eukaryota; Metazoa; Arthropoda; Insecta; Hymenoptera; Formicidae
Gene: Vps60
Product: charged multivesicular body protein 5
Exons: 4
Coding region: 176-841 (221 amino acids)
Biological process (GO): late endosome to vacuole transport via multivesicular body sorting pathway; vesicle budding from membrane
Cellular component (GO): multivesicular body
Source: RefSeq, a predicted model, not a curated record